AUGGACGGCGCAGCAAGCGUUGCCAGUGCGGCCUCGCCGUCGCCAGAUCGCAUCUAUGACGGAACACCAACCCCGAGCAGUCUCACGCUCGACGACCCAGACGUGCGGCUUGCGGCCGAGGCUCUGGGUGAUUUACGUGCAGGUGACCCACCCAUUGCGCCGUUCCAACUUCAGCAGACAAAACCAAAGUCACCCAAGCCCGAGCCGCUCUUGUCUCUCCUUACAACCGCUCAUCCCCUCGUCGCGUCGACAAUUGGCGGUGCCAGUUCCGCUUAUGGCGGCGCCAAGAACUUCUCUCCGCGAUUCAAGUCGGGUGCCGAAUAUGUUGAGGGCUACCUGACUCCUCUCGCCAACACGGUCAAUUCCGUGGGUAGAGUCACCGGUGUUGAGGGUGGUGUUCGAUGGUUCCUCGGCGCUGGCCGUCGGCACCCGGCGCCCACAUCAGACCCCGAUUCGAACGGCUCCAACAAGAGACGGAGGACGGGAGAGAGCAGCAGCAGCAGCGAUGCGAAUGGAUCACCCGACAUCAACGGUCUUGACGAUUCGUCAUCGGUCAUGUCCAAGACUCCUCGUCGCCUAUCGACUGCCAGUACGGUGGACACGCUACCGGCCUACGAUGACCAACGUUCGCCCGCAUACACAGAAACCGCGCCCGCAACGCACAAACCGCCCAGUAGCCAGCCGUGGCAGACCCGCCUGAUGAUGUCUACGUCGGGACUGAGCGUUGCGAUGAGCGCCGAGAGCCUACGUAGCCUCAAGUACUGUUUGCGCUGGCUUCGAUGGACAAACGACCAUAUGAACAGGGCUAUUCUAAACUUGAAGCACGCAUUGGAGGAAUAUGAAAAGGCAGAGAAGAAGGAAUGGUCAGAAGGGGGCUCAUCUACCAAUAACGCCAGCGAUGGUGAAGCCAUGGAUGUCGACGGCGCGGAAAAGAGCCAACAGGAGCCGGAACCGUCACGAAGCGAACUUGCCGCGCGAAUCAACAGCCUUAAGGGGGAUAUUCUGAAGACGCUUCAAGACGUCAUCAACAACGUUUCCAAAUACGCCGGCGGCGCCCUUCCCGAGAAUGCACGGGUUCUAGUUCGCCGCCACCUAACCAGCCUCCCCCAGCGCUUUCGCCUUGCAACCAUGUCUGAUAGGCAGUCGGGGGGUGCCAACGGAGACAAUGAUUCAGCGAUGCGUGAGGGAGCGCAAAAGGUGUUGGUGUUGGCCAAGGAGGGCCUCGACAUGGUGACGCAAGUGACGGGCGUUUUGGAUGGGACCAUUGUGAGCGCCGAACAGUGGUGUGAGAGAAUGGGCAAGAGGCGAAAGCCUGACGGGGAAGAGAGAGAAGAGGCGGCUACAUCGGGACAGCCAGUUGAUUUUAGCACCGAUAUGAAGUCGGGCUAAUGCUGAAGCUGGAAGCCCGAGAGAAGUGAAGAG
Trichoderma virens Gv29-8 is the source of this 1422-nucleotide messenger RNA. RefSeq lists its product as uncharacterized. NCBI's taxonomy places the organism in Eukaryota, Fungi, Ascomycota, Sordariomycetes, Hypocreales, Hypocreaceae. Gene Ontology annotation, biological process: regulation of transcription by RNA polymerase II; endoplasmic reticulum unfolded protein response; phospholipid biosynthetic process. The transcript has 2 exons. Gene Ontology annotation, molecular function: transcription corepressor activity. The record is from RefSeq and is a predicted model, not a curated record. Gene Ontology annotation, cellular component: nucleus; endoplasmic reticulum. The coding region runs from base 1 to 1389 and encodes 462 amino acids.